Messenger RNA from Eriocheir sinensis (Chinese mitten crab), 4190 nucleotides. It is a transcript of the gene stmA, whose product is annotated as protein EFR3 homolog cmp44E-like. Bases 190 to 2826 code for a protein of 878 amino acids. Lineage: Eukaryota; Metazoa; Arthropoda; Malacostraca; Decapoda; Varunidae. Gene Ontology annotation, biological process: protein localization to plasma membrane. The transcript is spliced from 17 exons. Gene Ontology annotation, cellular component: plasma membrane. The record is from RefSeq and is a predicted model, not a curated record.
ACAACAGGAAGCGAACACACACACACACACACACACACACACACACACACACACACUCACAAACAAACAAACUUCACCAAAACAGGAAAGAGAGAGAGAACAAAUUUUAAACAGAGAGACAGAUAGACAGUAAAUCGAAAAUAGAAGUAAUAGAUAACAGACAGACACACCGAUAGACAGACAGACAGCAUGGCCUCAAUUCUAAGCUGCUGUCUGGAUCGAGAGCGGCUGUCUGAUGCUGUCGAGGCCCUGGCUGUUAAGUGCCCCGAUGCCACGUGUUGCUGCGCUUGUUGUUCGGCCUUUCGUCCACGCUACAAGAGAUUGGUGGACAACAUAUUCCCGGCCAUUCCAGAUGAUGGGCUAGUCAAGAGCAAUAUGGACAAACUUAUGUGGUAUGCAAUGAACUCGCCCGACAAGCUGGACAGGAUCGGAGAGUACCUGGCCUAUAGACUCUUCAGGGACAUCAACAGGCGGAAGACAGGUUACGUCAUCAUCUCCAUGGACGCCUUGGAUCAGCUGUUGGUCUCCUGCCACGCCAACAACCUCAACCUCUUCGUGGAGUCCUUCCUGCAAAUGGUUCAGAAGCUCCUGGAGUCCACCGAGCCGGCCCUGCAGCUACGGGCCAUCCAGUCUUUUGAGAAGUUCGCCAACAUCCGCGAGGACACUCCCUCCUACCACCGGCGCUACGACUUCCUGGUCAGCAAGUUCUCCAGCAUGUGCUACUCCAACGAGGACGACGACGCCACACGCAAGCUGCUCAGGAUCGCCGGGAUAAAGGGGCUGCAGGGUGUGGUGCGCAAGACUGACCUGGACAACCUGGGGGAGAACAUCUGGCUGCCCACACACAUGGAGAAGAUCGUGCCGUCCCUGCUCUACAACAUGCAGCACUGCGACCUCUACACACAGGAAACUAAGCCCACCAGCGACACCCCUGACAACCAACACCACCCCCAGAAGCCCCCGCUGGAUGAGCCCCCGCAGCCGCCCCAGCACCACCACCACCAGGAGGGCGAGAAGGAGCCGCACGAGCUGGCUGAGAUGUGCCUGCGGGAGCUGGUGUCCCGGGCAACCUACGGCAAGAUUGACAACGUAGUGAAGCCGCUGCUGACGCACCUGGACCAUGAAGGCCUAUGGGUGAAGAAUACCUUUGCUGUGCAGGUGUUCAAGAUAUUAAUGUACUCUAUACAGGCUAACUACAGCAUCAACAUCAUCGAGCUCAUCAUGCUGCACAUCAAUGAGAAGAGCAAGGAACCCGCGAAGAUCAGGACAGGAAUCGCCGACGUCCUCUCCAAGGUCAUCCCCAUCGCCGCCGGGGAGUGCAUAGGCCCCUCUUUCAUCACCAUCAUCAACUCCCUGCUCGAGCACAUCCGGUCAUCCGUGGUGGGUGGAGCAAGUGGAUCGGAGGGGUCGGUGGAGCGGGUGUACCAGGAAACCCUCAUCCACGCGCUGGGAGAGUACGCCAACCACCUGCCGGAUUACCAGAAAGUGGACUCCAUGGUGUUUAUUCUGAACAAGGUUCCAGGAAGCGAUCGAGUGGAUGACGGUGGAUCGCAGCGGCCGGAAGCGGAGGUGAAACUGCAGCACAUCCUCCUCAAGUCCCUGCUCAAGGUUGGCACGAAGUACACCACGGAGCAAUAUAGCAAGACCUUCGCACAGUCCUUCCUGGUGCGACUUAUGCGACUGAGUGUGUCCAGCGAUGCGGAGGUGCGGCUCACCCUCCAGCACAUCCUGCACACCCUCCUCGACCGACACGACAACGCACGCAAGCUGGCCAGGCCCACCCUGGAGAUCGGCAAACUGGGGCUGACCUUCGCCAAACCAGUGCGGCAGGAUGUGAACUUCUGGCGUAAGAGCGGCUCGGAGCUCCUUCUCUGCGUCCAGGAGAAUUGUGAGUUCGUCAACAACACCCUCGCUAACAUGGAGGCCAUCUUCUGUACCCUAAUGCUCCUGUUAGCUGAGAUCCGCUCCGACGAUGUGAUGGUGGACAUACUGCGCGUGCUCUUCCACAUACAGGGCACCGCACAGAAUGGGGGUGUGAAGGGCGCCGCGGCCAUCCAUCUUCAUGCGCUGGUCUCCUCCGUAAUGAUGGCCGUGGCCCUCCUCGUGCCCAGCCUGAAGGACCAUGUGGCCACCGUCAUCAAGAACAGGUCAGACAACGCCCCCCACCUCCUCCCCGCACUGCUGCCUGAGUACGACCCGACCCUGCCCUUCGCCUCCCUGCCCGACCACCUCCUCUUCGACAACAAUGCCGUACUGGAACUUCUCUCGGGAACCAGUUUGGACGAGAAGCGCUUAACAGCCAGCAUGUCGAGUAUGAAGCGCAGACACUCCGGGGGACACAACACCUCAAACUCCGCCAUGGACAUCAACGCCAUCAAUGUGGAAGUGGACAGUGCCUCCUCCUCCCCCGGCCUGCCCAGGAAAUCCCUGGAGGAGGAAAUUACCUUCGAAUCGCUCAAGAAAGUCCUGACCGAGAGUCCCGAGCAGAAACGCCGCGCUGAGGAGGAGCGGCAGCGACGGCAGAUCACCGAGGCCUUCAUGACGGAAUCCUUCGAAGCGCUCGUCGCCAAAAUCCAGGCGCGGCAACCCGACAACCUCCACAACAAACUGGCGGAGAUCUUCAACCGACUUCCACCGCCACCACCCGCUUCCACGUCCUCCGGCGUCGCUACCACCACCACGACGGCCUCUGGGGGGGUUGGGGGUAUUCGGGGGGGGGUUGGUCUUGGGGGCGUCCCUGCAGUGAGUACAUGUGAGUCUGCCGCCGCUGCGCUCACCUCGGCCUCCACUUAUGAGGUUCCGUACCCUGAUAUUUUUAUUUAUUAACAGUUGUAGAUCUGUCUCUCUGUCUCUCUUCUGCUGUCUCGGUUUCUCUCUGUCUCUGUCUUGAGUUUGAUGUAUGUUCGUUAGUUCGUGUUUUUUUCUUGCGGUGUUUCUGUCGUCUGUAAACAAUAUCUUUUUUUUUUUUUUUUUUCUCAUUUUCUUUCAUCUCUUUCUCAUUCUCAAUCUCUCCUUUCCUCUCCUCUUUCUAUCUGUAAACAAUUCUCUUUUUUUCUCUUUCAAUCUCUUUCUCAUUCUCAAAUUCUCCUUUCCUCUCCUGUCUCAUUUUCUCUUUCAAUCUCUCUCUCAUUCUCAAUCUCUCCUUUCCUCUCCUGUCUCAUUUUCUCUCAAUCUCCUUCUCAUUCUCAAAUUCUCCUUUCCUCUCCUGUCUCAUUUUCUCUCAAUCUCUCCUUUCCUCUCCUGUCUCAUUUUCUUUCCUUCUCUACCUAUAAUCAUUUUCUCUUUCUUAUUUUCCCUUUCUCAAUCUAUCUGUCAUUCAUUUCCCUACUUUCAUUUUCUCGUUCUUUCUAUCUAUCUAUCUACCCAUAAUAUAUUUCUCUUCCUCUGUCUCUCCCCUAUCACUCAAUCUCUCAUUUUCCUUCAUUUUCUCUCUUUCUAUUUCCUUAUCUUGUUUUUUCCUCAUAUUCUGUUAUCUUUCUUGUCCACACUCUCCCUCUCUCUCUCUUUUCCUCUCUUCCUUUCUUCCUUUCUCUUUUUUGCCUCUUUUCUUUGUUUUUCUUUACAUAUGUUUUUCUCCUACAUUCUCUCAUUCUCUAUCUUUCUUUUACUCCUCCAUUCCUUAUUCCUCCUCCUUUUGUUGUACUAUUCUUAUUUCAACACACACACACACACACACACACACACACACACACACACACACACACACACACACACACACACACAAAUAAACAAACACAUUCAUACACAUUUAUCAUUCAUUCCUAAUUCAUUCUAUUCAUUAAAGCAUGUGACUAGAGAGAGAGAGAGAGAGAGAGAGAGAGAGAGAGAGAGAGAGAGAGAGAGAGAGAGAGAGAGAGAGAGAGAGAGAGAGAGAGAUUGUUACACUGGUGGCAGCAGUGGGAUACAGAGAGAGAGAGAGAGAGAGAGAGAGAGAGAGAGAGAGAGAGAGAGAGAGAGAGAGAGAGAGAGAGAGCACAACUGACUAAACCAACGACAUUCCAGACCCAGAUACAAUAAAAAAAAAAAAUGUCAUAAUAUUUUCUCUCGUAAAGCGGAAACACGGGUUUUUUUUUUUUUUUUUUUUUUUUUUAGGUCGCGAUUCAUAAAAAUUAACGUGUGUACAUAUGUAUGUAUGUGUGUGUGUGUGUGUGUGUGUGUGUGUGUGUGUGUGUGUGUGUGUGUGUGUGUGU